UACUCAUAUGAUUUAUUAGCAAAUUCAAAUUGGUCGUUCUUUUGGCGGGAGAGAGAGACGAUGUGCGAAAAAGCGAGAGUGAUAGUGAGAAUGCUACAAGGAUGCAACAGUAUGAAGAAGCUCCGUAAGAUCCAUUCUCAUGUCAUCAUCAAUGGUCUCCAACAUCAUCCUUCCAUCUUCAACCACCUCCUCCGCUUCUGCGCCGUCUCCGUCACUGGUUCUUUAUCUCACGCUCAACUUCUCUUCGACCAUUUCGAUUCCGAUCCAUCAACAUCGGAUUGGAACUACCUUAUUCGUGGCUUCUCCAAUUCUUCUUCUCCUCUAAAUUCGAUUCUCUUCUAUAACCGAAUGCUUCUCUCCUCUGUUUCACGUCCUGAUCUCUUCACUUUCAAUUUCGCUCUCAAAUCAUGUGAGAGGAUUAAAUCGAUUCCGAAAUGUUUGGAGAUUCACGGUUCGGUUAUUCGAUCUGGGUUUCUUGAUGACGCUAUUGUUGCCACUAGUCUCGUUCGUUGUUACUCUGCGAAUGGAAGUGUUGAGAUUGCAUCUAAAGUGUUCGACGAAAUGCCUGUUAGAGACUUGGUUUCUUGGAACGUUAUGAUCUGUUGCUUUUCUCAUGUUGGUUUACAUAAUCAAGCGUUGAGUAUGUACAAGCGAAUGGGAAAUGAAGGUGUGUGUGGUGACUCUUACACGCUCGUUGCUUUGUUAUCUUCUUGUGCUCACGUUAGUGCUUUGAAUAUGGGAGUUAUGCUACACAGGAUAGCCUGUGAUAUUCGAUGUGAGAGUUGUGUCUUUGUGAGUAAUGCUCUUAUUGAUAUGUAUGCAAAAUGUGGUAGCCUUGAAAAUGCUAUUGGUGUGUUUAACGGGAUGCGAAAAAGAGAUGUGUUGACCUGGAACUCAAUGAUUAUUGGGUAUGGAGUUCACGGGCAUGGCGUAGAGGCCAUCUCGUUCUUCAGAAAGAUGGUGGCUUCCGGGGUUAGACCCAAUGCCAUCACAUUCCUUGGAUUGUUGUUAGGUUGUAGUCAUCAAGGUCUAGUUAAAGAAGGAGUUGAGCAUUUUGAAAUCAUGAGUUCACAGUUCCAUUUGACUCCGAACGUCAAACACUAUGGAUGCAUGGUGGAUCUCUAUGGACGAGCAGGUCAGCUAGAAAACUCCCUCGAGAUGAUAUAUGCGUCUUCCUGCCAUGAGGAUCCCGUCUUGUGGAGAACCCUGCUUGGCUCUUGCAAAAUCCACAGGAAUUUGGAAUUAGGAGAAGUAGCCAUGAAGAAAUUGGUGCAGCUUGAGGCUUUCAAUGCAGGGGACUAUGUGCUUAUGACUUCGAUAUAUUCUGCAGCGAAUGAUGCGCAAGCUUUUGCUAGUAUGAGAAAACUAAUAAGAAGCCAUGAUUUACAGACAGUUCCAGGAUGGAGUUGGAUUGAGAUUGGUGAUCAAGUUCACAAAUUUGUCGUUGAUGACAAAAUGCAUCCGGAGUCUGCAGUUAUUUACUCAGAACUCGGGGAAGUAAUCAACCGUGCCAUUCUAGCUGGAUACAAGCCAGAGGACUCAAACAGAACUGCUCCUACUCUCUCUGAUCGGUGUUUAGGAUCUGCAGAUACAUCUCAUAGUGAAAAAUUGGCUAUUGCAUAUGGAUUAAUGCGAACUACUGCAGGAACAACUCUCCGAAUCACAAAGAAUCUGAGAGUUUGCAGAGAUUGUCAUUCGUUUACAAAAUAUGUAUCAAAAGCAUUCAAUCGGGAAAUUAUUGUAAGGGAUAGAGUUCGAUUUCAUCACUUUGCAGAUGGUAUUUGUUCUUGCAACGACUACUGGUGAAAAAAACUGUUCUUGGUCAGCUUAAAAGAAUUUUUACCACAAGAUUCCUUAAAAGGAAAAGUGAGAGAGAGAAGAGAUGAGACAAUCAUUGACACAGAGGUCGUGCUUAUGGUCUGGAACAAGAAUAUAACAGAGACACGAAAAUCAACCAAAGAAAAAGAAGAAUCCAAACCCCAGAAAUAGCAGAGACUUGAGAGCAUUCUUUGGUGCAACACUUGAAGAGAAGAACCGAAGCUGAGUACCAGUGAUAGAGAGCAUUAAAAUUAUUAGCCAGAGGGUCCUAGUUGGGUAGUGAAUAUGUUAUAUUGAACAUUAAAAUGAACUUUUAGCUAGAUUGUGAACAAAAGAGUGUGAUUGGUGUUGUUACAAAGUGUAUAGAUCAUGAAGGGGUAAGAGGGAGAGGAGAGUUGAGGAUAAAAUGUUUAAACAGAGUAAGAGCAGCCUUAGGUUUGUAAAGAGGAACUUCAUGACCAGCUCCUCUCACUGUGGCAAACCUAAAAUUCCCUCUGUAUUCCUCUGUGAAACCUCCCACCUGUCCUUCACUAAACCACGGAAGCCAUUCCGUAACAGCCGUUAGAUUCAUCAUCUUCAGUGCGUACAUUGUAACUGUCACCGAAAUCACCGCAUCCGUGUCUCCACUGAACAUAGUGACCGGCGUAACUCUCACCAGCGAUGUAAAAAUCUCUUCCUUUAUAUUCCGGAAACCUCUCCAGCCAUUUCACCAAGAAAACGUAGUUAUCAGCUGCUGUUUUCAUGUCCCCGGGAUUCUCCAUAUCCGUUGUUGUGUUCGUGUAUGAGAAUCCCGUUCCUGCCGGAGAUUCUAAGAAUAACAUGUUCGCCACUGCCAAUGUGAAUAAGCAGAAACGGGCUUUUAGCUAAAAACCCGUAUAUAGAGAAGCAAAAGAAGUAUUAUCCAAAAAAGAAGAUAAACUAAACAUUCUAUUAGAAGAAGGUUUGUACCGUUGUUCCAUGAAUAAGGAUUGGUAUAGAGUGUUUUGUUGUCGCUAUGUACGCGGAAUGGACCAAGCUCUUGAAAUGCCCCAUACAGAGAGGAGCAGCCCGGUCCUGCAUUUUUAAAACAUACUUAUAUAAUGU
Messenger RNA from Arabidopsis thaliana (thale cress), 2901 nucleotides. RefSeq names its product Pentatricopeptide repeat (PPR) superfamily protein. The record is from RefSeq and is marked reviewed. The transcript is spliced from 3 exons. Gene Ontology annotation, molecular function: zinc ion binding; RNA binding. NCBI's taxonomy places the organism in Eukaryota, Viridiplantae, Streptophyta, Magnoliopsida, Brassicales, Brassicaceae. Gene Ontology annotation, biological process: RNA modification. The coding region runs from base 61 to 1806 and encodes 581 amino acids.